AUGGAAGAAUUAAACAAAACAAUAUUCAAGGAAUUUAUUCUGGUGGGAUUUUCUGAUCUCCACCAGUACCAAAUCUUACUUCUCAUUGUUUUAUUACUGAUGUAUAUUACUAGUGUCAUUGGAAACUUUGCAGUCAUUGCUCUUGUUAAGGCUGGACCCUCACUUCAUUGUCCAAUGUACUAUUUUAUCUGUGUAUAUGCAGCUUUAGAAAUUUCAUUUGUUUCUGUUACCAUUCCCAAACUUCUAGCUAAUUUAACUGGCAGUAGCAAGAAGAUCUCUUUUAUUGGAUGCUUUCUACAGCUAUACAUCUUUAAUGCACUUGGAAUAACAGAAUGCUAUUUGCUUGCAGUUAUGGCUUUUGACAGAAAUUUGGCAAUUCAUUAUCCUUUAAGGUACUCGUCAAUUAUGAACCAUUUGUUUGUUAUUCUUUCUGUGGUUCUUCCUUUUGCCAUCAGUUUUAUCAUCACUUUAUUUCCCACAAUCUUUACAGCUUAUUUAAAAUUCUGUGGACCCAAUGAAAUAAACCAUUUUAUCUGUGAUUUGGCCCCAUUACAGAACCUGGCUUGUUCUAAUCCCUUCAUCAGUAAAGUAGCUACUAGCAUGGCAACUAUUUUUUCAAGCCUUACUUCUUUCAUCCUUAUUAUAGGAUUCUACACCCACAUCAUUAUUACGAUCAUCAAAAUUAAGGGCAUGGAAAGUAAACACAAAGCAUUCUCUACUUGCUCCUCCCAUAUAAUAGUUGUCUGUCUCUUCUAUAUUACAGUCAUCAUUGUUUACAUAAACCCACAGGGCAGCCAGUAUGAUAAGUUUCUUGCUCUUAUGUACACGGUCAUUGUUCCUAUGUUGAAUCCUUUCAUUUAUACAUUAAGAAACAAGGAUGUCAAGGAAGCUCUUUAUAAGAUAAUGUUACUCAAGUUAAAAGACUGA
Molecule: messenger RNA, 927 nt
Organism: Pseudophryne corroboree (corroboree frog)
Lineage: Eukaryota; Metazoa; Chordata; Amphibia; Anura; Myobatrachidae
Product: olfactory receptor 11L1-like
Exons: 1
Coding region: 1-927 (308 amino acids)
Biological process (GO): G protein-coupled receptor signaling pathway
Cellular component (GO): membrane
Molecular function (GO): olfactory receptor activity; G protein-coupled receptor activity
Source: RefSeq, a predicted model, not a curated record